Molecule: messenger RNA, 882 nt
Organism: Tuber melanosporum (Perigord truffle)
Lineage: Eukaryota; Fungi; Ascomycota; Pezizomycetes; Pezizales; Tuberaceae
Exons: 3
Coding region: 191-826 (211 amino acids)
Biological process (GO): mitochondrial respiratory chain complex I assembly
Cellular component (GO): membrane
Source: RefSeq, a predicted model, not a curated record
GGGAUAAACCAAGCAGCCAAUCACAUCCCUUCUCACUGCUUGGUAGCUCCCCCAAGCGGUCCAGAGCACGUGCCAAAUCUUGGCAGAGGCAGCCAAGCAACGACGUCAAUCACUCACUUUUGAAACAGAACUCUCUCCGACAUUCAUUCUUUUUUAUCGACCCAUGCGUGCAUGAACGCCGGUUCCAACAAUGACUUCGAAAGCCCAGGGAAAUAUCCUCACCCGUAUUUAUUAUGCAUGGAAGUCGCUGAAGUUACCAUGGCGACGUAAAAUCUUUGUCGGAAUGGAUCUGGAGGGCAACUCCUUUUGGGAAAUCCCUAUCAGCGUGCACGGGCGCGUUCGUCGGAUAGUCGCGUAUAGAGAUCCCAAGCGAGAUCUGGUGGACUACAAACUGCCCCCCCAAUGGACCCAGUGGCUUCGUCACAACCGGGUUGCACCAACAAUAGCGGAGCUCCACGGAGACGUUGCCCGGCAAGCUCAACUAAAACAGCUCGCUGCCGCCGCUGACGCACGAUGGAAUUCGAAACCUUCUUUACUCAACGCUGCCCCGCAUCCUCCGACCGAUAGUGUACUGGAAAGCAAUACCAAGUUCUGCAACGAUUCCGGAUUGCAGCGGCGGGAAGAGAUGUGCCGAGGGCGCGGAGAAACAGGAGUGGGGUUUGGCGGAAAGGAUAAGGAAGGAUAUAGACCUGCCGGCGAGAGUGUGGAUCGGGCACACGGGGCACGGGGCGGCGAAGCCUGGGGUGGAAAGGCGGGGGGAGAAUUCAAGGUUGGAGAGUGGGAUCCGAAUGCGGGGUUGCCGAAAAAGAGGCCAGGGAGAGAGUAAUGAGUUAAUUUAUUGUAGGAUGUUGUAAGGAUCCAAACCUGAAUCUUUGUACCAGG